AUGGAGGUAAAGAGAGAGAGCAACAAGAGAGAAGUAAAGGAGAUUUACACAGUUUUGUUCACAGCUGGAACUGCUCUUCUGAUGGCAUGUUUGAAGAGAGCUGUGAUGUUGAUGCUGAUUGAGCAAUGGCGCUUGUGGGUCUUCCUUGUGCUCAAUCUUGUCCUCCUGGCGAUUUUCUUCACUUCAAUGCACUCAAUUUCAAGGGAUGAACAAACCCUACAAGGCCAUGGCAAUGUGCAGAGCAAAAAAGGCUAUGGUGGGUGUGAAAUUGUUGAAGAUAGGAGCGACAAUGUGAAGACUGAGAGAAUGAGAAGACAUAGACAAGAAUGUGUUGAAGUUCUUGAAGCUCAGAUAUUGACUGAAAAUGAACAGGAGGGUGUUGUUGAAGAAGAUUGUGAAGAGGGUCCAAGGCUUUCAAAGGAGGAGUUGAAUGAAAGAGCUGAAGCAUUCAUUGCAACAUUUAGGCAACAUUUAAUUUUAGAUGCAAGAAAAGGCAGAGACAUCAACAUUCAUAACAGAAGAGGUCUAAUUAAUAUUGAACUUUAA
This is a messenger RNA of Mangifera indica (mango), 546 nucleotides long. RefSeq lists its product as uncharacterized. The transcript has a single exon. Bases 1 to 546 code for a protein of 181 amino acids. The record is from RefSeq and is a predicted model, not a curated record. Lineage: Eukaryota; Viridiplantae; Streptophyta; Magnoliopsida; Sapindales; Anacardiaceae.